UUCACCCGCGGAUCGGUCCGCUGCUCGCCUAACGGGACCGUCCUGGAGCAACGGGCCCUGGGUCCCAUCUGCCCCGACCCGAGCGUCCAGCCAACCGCCUGCCGGGACGAGUGCCUCCACGUCCGCUGCCCGUUCAUCCCGGACGCCAUCUGCGUGGCCGAUCCUUGCGACGACUGCAAGGUGGCCUUCAUCGACGAACAGGGCCAGCGGCUUGAGUGCACCGAUCGCUGCAGCUAGCCGGCCGAGACGGGCCUUUGUUGGGCCCUUUUCCCCCGCUACUUUUACAACGUUUCUUCCCGAUCCUGCGAGGAAUUCAUUUCCGGCGGAUGCGAAGGCAACGAAAAUAAUUUCGAAUCCGUCCAGGAGUGCAGCCAACACUGCGAGAAACCAGUGAACGUGUGUGAAUUGCCCAAGGAGCCGGGCAUGUGCCGGGCGAAUUUCCCUCGCUGGGCUUAUAAUCCGGAGACUCAGCUGUGCGAGAAAUUCUCGUUCGGCGGAUGCGGAGGCAACGCCAACAACUUUCACAGUUACCAGCAGUGCGCCAGCCGCUGCCCGGACUUGGUCCUCUGCCCGCAGCAGUCGCCGAUGCUGGGCGAGAUCAAGUCGUGCAGCCGUAACGAGGCCUGCGCCGGACAGACGUGCGCCAACCAUCCGGAAGCUGCUUGCUCCGUCGAUCCCUGCACCUGUCAGGCCGUCUUUGUCGGCGCAGACGGACAGGCCGUCAAGUGCCUGGCUCAAGUCGAGCCGGCCGUCCUCCAAGCCGAGCCCCGCCACGCCUUCCACGACGUCCAGCCGGAAGUCAAAGAGUCGACGACAACAACAACCACGACAACAACUACCACCACCAGCCCAACAACCACCACAACAACAACGACGGAAGCCCCAACAACAACGACGACAACUACAAAAACAGUGGGUCUAUCUCCUGCCCAGCAGCGCGGUAAAUCGCUGGCCCAUCCGCACUACACCCGGUGCCAGAAGAUGCGGCAGACGCAACUGAAGGAAGGCGGUGGCGGCCAGAGCGGCGAAUUGAUUCCGGAAUGCGACCACCUGGGCCGGUUCCAGCCGAUCCAGUGCCUGCCGGCCAAGUCCAACAGCGGCCAAGUCAGCUGCUGGUGCGUCGACGAAGCCGGAAAUCAGGUGGCCAACACCACCCAGUUCCUCCCCGGAGACAUGCCGUCUGGUGCCAGUGAUGGUCGUGGCGAUGACCCUGGGAUUCCCGGCCAUGGACCACGCCCAGGAGCAAAUGGAGAAGGAAGUGCGUCAGCAGGUGGGCGAGAUCCUCAACGGCCUGUCGGCCCGCACCAUGGAGUCGACCCUCCAGGUCAAAUCCCGGCAGGACGGAACGGUCCUGACCUUCACGCUGGUCGGCGACAACAAGAUCGACGUCGCCUCCCACCUCGAGGAUAUGGUGAAAUCGGGCCACUUUGCGCUGGAAAUGGACGGGCACACGAUGCCCUCCGACAGCAUGUCGUCGAAAUUCUACCACAAACUCGACUCGACUCAUCUCAGAGUGGCCGCCACUAAAGAGGAGAGCAGCGACCUGCUGUACCGCAGCCUGGAAACGCGGGAAAUUCUGGCCUAGGCCCUGGACAUCGAGGCCCCUUACCUGGCCAUUAUUGUCGUUUUGUCGGUGCUGGCCAGCAUUCUGGUUUGCGGGUUCAUCAUCGGACUGGUCCUCCAUCGCCGCCGCACCACCGGCGCCUACCCGAAAGAUUCCAGCUCGACGCUGGCCUCGCCGCCCAAGCCCAGCAAAGGCGGCUCCGACAAGUCGGACGUCGUGCCCAGGGGUUUCCCGCGCGUCGGAAUCAAUCCGUCCGACGUCGUCCAGAUGCCCCAGCUCUCGCCCACCGUGCCCAGGAGCAAACGACAGACCCGCAACGCCGAGGCUUGGUGAAACAAUUCAAUUUAAUAAACCCCCGCGAAAUUCAAAAAAUUGAAUUUUAUUUUUCAAAAAAGACUCGGAAGAAAGUCGAGCUAUGCUCGAGUGUGAAAAAACACCACCAGAUAUAAAUUUUUGUGUACUAAUCUUUGAAUAAAAAAACAAAACAAUGUAAAUAACUUUGAUAUCCCAAUGAUAUAAAAUACGAAACAAAACAAAAAAAGAAAAUGAAAAUUCUAACAAACGCAAACGAUUGGAGACUUAUUAUUUUUGAUACUUUUUAUUUCUGAUUUAUGUUUCUUCUUUAAAAAGUGAUUUGUCUUUUUAUUCCCGGAGCGAAUUCCGUUUUUCCCCCUUUGUGUGUGGGUGUGAUUGUAUAGGGCAUUAUACCUAUUGAUGACCUAUAUAACAAUUUUAGGCUGGUCUCUAUUUAUAUAUAUACAAGGGAUUGAAAAUCUGAAUUUCCUCCGGCUGCUGUCCAUCUCUUUUUUUGUCUGUUUUUAUUUUGUAACGAAAGAGAGAGACGUCUUAUACAACUACAUGCGGUGAUGCAUUCAAAAAUUCAGCAUGAAACAAUACAUGUGAAAUAGAUAAUAA
Molecule: messenger RNA, 2479 nt
Organism: Daphnia pulicaria
Lineage: Eukaryota; Metazoa; Arthropoda; Branchiopoda; Diplostraca; Daphniidae
Exons: 4
Coding region: 424-1527 (367 amino acids)
Molecular function (GO): serine-type endopeptidase inhibitor activity
Source: RefSeq, a predicted model, not a curated record